Molecule: messenger RNA, 2755 nt
Organism: Zea mays
Lineage: Eukaryota; Viridiplantae; Streptophyta; Magnoliopsida; Poales; Poaceae
Exons: 2
Coding region: 969-2207 (412 amino acids)
Molecular function (GO): protein binding
Source: RefSeq, a predicted model, not a curated record
UGUAUUCUCCGUAGCAGCAAAUUCGACCUUCUCGCGACAGUACAUAUAGAGCCAUUUGCAAUUUUGCCAUUAUCAUUUGUGGGCUUCGCCAUUAUGCCAUCGGACCCACAAAUCAUAGACACAGAUGGUCCCACCAGUCAUAGACACGGGAUGGCAUAAUAACAGGCAGCCAAAUUUGAGAGUGGCAAAACAGCAAAUUUCUCGUACAUAUAUCCCCGUUGCCAUCCUUAGCUGUGGCGCAGAGCUGCGUGCGGCGUGCCUGUCUCCUCCUCCAGAGAUCUCCACACACACAUGUCCUACUGGCGACUGCCAUGGGUGUGCCUUCUGGUUCUGGAAGACGAUGGCCUGAUGAGGGCCCGGGUACUUGUUGCCAUUCCAUUGCUGACCAUGGAUGCAAUGCAAUGCAUCUGUCCACAUUGAUCGCUCCGCUCACAUCGGUCCGUCAUUGCAUUGCAGGAGGAGGUACAGAUACAGUACAGGUACUCAGCUCCUCACUAAGACAAGCUCUGGCCAGCGACCGAUCGACCGGUCGUCCCUUAAACCCUACACCCUCCGUGGUCCGUCUGUGCUCUUCAUCACGCCACAAGCCGCAUCCAUCUGCCCACGGCCCACCUCAUAUGGGGAGACCAUAAACUGGCAGUUAGCUAGGACACUGCCGCCGAUCACUCCGAUUGUUCCCUUUUGUUUCAUAAAUCAUGAGCCAAUGAGUCAUGCCUGUGUUCAUGCAAUUGAAGCUAGCAGUCAUUUCUGGCGGUGGGUACAAAAUUGAAGGUGCUAGCUGUUGCGGGGAGGACUUCCUCUUCCUCACCCUCACAUGGCCGGUGCAGUGGGGGCAGAUCGCAGACGUGUGAGGCAAUGGAACAAUCUUGAGGCGAGACGUGAGAGCAGUUCCAGUUCCAGUUCCAGAGAGCAAUGAGUGGCCACCGGGCCUCUGCUCCUUCAUUCUUGGAGUAGUGCGUCUUGCGCAGAUGGGCAAGGCGAGCCAGUGGCUCAGAAACUUGUUGCUGUCCGGCAGGAAAGGGAGGAAGGCCAAGGACAGGGCUGAAGCCGACUGCCAGUCGGUGCUGUCCGCGCCGCUGCCCUCGCACGCGCAGGCGGCGGCGACACCGCACGGGAGGGAGAAGAGGCGGUGGAGCUUCCGGCGGCCGGGCGCGGCAGCGUCCAGCUCCCAGGGCCCGCUCGCGUCCUCGUCGUCGCACUGCUUCUCGGAGGCGGAGCUGCAUGUCGUCGUGGUGCAGCAGGAGCAGGGACAGCAGCAGGCCGCGGCCGCCGCCGUCCCUGAGGCGGCGUCCACCUCGGGCACGGUCGUCGCGCUUCCGGCGUCGGGGAGGAGGACGAGGAGGAGGAACGCCCGCGGCGGUGGUCGUGGCGGGGAGGCCGCCGCGGCGGCGGUCAAGAUCCAGUCGGCCUUCCGAUCGUACCUGGCGAGGAAGGCGCUAUGCGCGCUGCGAGGGAUGGUGAUGCUGCAGGCGAUUGUGAGGGGACAGCUGGUGCGGCGCCAGGCCAGCCUGACGCUCCGGCGCAUGCAGGCGCUCGUCUACGCCCAGCGCCGCGCGCGCGCCGAGCGGCUGCGCCUCCUCGAUGUCGUCGAGGACGACGCCUCCAGGCAGCAGGCCGCCUCAGCCACGCCGCCGAGGCGGCGCUCGCCGUCGCCGCAGCACCCGCGGUCCUGGAAGCCACUGGUGAGCAGAGCACUGUGGCACUGCCCUUCUUCCGACGAGGAAGAAACUGACAAAUGCGCGCGGUGGGUUGCUCUUGCGGUCUUGCCUUCGCUGUGCUGUGCAGGAGGCGGUGGAGAGGCGUCUAGAGGAGAACGUCCGGACCGUGGAGGUGGACGACGGCGCGCCGAGGGCGGGCGCGCGGCGCAACAGCUGCGGCCACUGCUCGGCGUCGACGACGCCGAGCCGCACGCCCAUGCCGAAGGCCGAGCCGCGCCAGAAGGUCUCGCCGUCACCGUCGCCGUCGGCGCUGACGGACGGGAGCGCGCGGACGCCCAGCGGCCGCUUGGACGACGCGUCCUUCACCUCCACGUCGGAGCCGAUGCCGAGCCUGCGCGCGGCCCCGCCGUCCUACAUGGCCAACACGGAGUCGUCGCGCGCCAAGGCGCGGUCGCAGAGCGCGCCGAGGCAGCGCCUCUCAUCGGCGCCCGAGACGGCGCCGGCGGCCACGGCCGUGCUGUCUCCGUCGUGCUGCGACCGUCCGCCUAGCCAGGGCGGGGGCAGCGCGCGGCGCAGGGCGUCGCUGGACCCGCUGGACCUGCCCGGCGGCGCGCCGUCAAGGCGCAUGGAGCGGUGCGCGUCGCGGGCGCGCGCGACCACGAUGUCGUCGGUCCCCGGCAGCGAGUGCGGGUCUUCGAGCACCGUCGGGCACCGCGGCAGCGCGCACGGGCCAUGGCUUGGGUGACUACGUACUGGCCCUUGUCUCUUCGUCAGUCUACGCUUGCCGAUUGAGGUGAAACUGAAGGUGCAGAUGUCCUACGGUGUGUUUGGCAGUAGAAGAAGCUGACGGAGCCAAGGAAUAUGGGGACCUUCUUCGAUCAUGGCGUGUUUUGCGUGCCGGUUUUUUGUCUGUGUGGAUGUACGGUGGGUGUGUUUUUUCUUGGAGUGAUUAUUUGCUAUGUGGUGUUGGAGUGAGAGUGAUGUUAUUUCCAGUUUCAAGAGCUGAUAUACUUGCAAAGUGAAACGAUAAACCUGCUGCAAACCCUCCCAUUUUCGAGAAAUUUGUAUUUUUGCCACUGCAAAGAUGGUCUCCUUGU